AGGAGGAGGAGGAGAAAGAGCAGGGACAGGGACGGGGCGGGGACCGUGGUGCCAGGCCCGGGCCCGCCGCCUGCCGCAGCUCCUUGCCGGGCCCGAGGGGCGGCUGCCAUGGGCAAGCGGGUGGCGCUGGUGCUCGCCGGCUGCGGCGUCUUCGAUGGCAGCGAGAUUCACGAGGCCUCGGCGGCGCUGGUGCACCUGAGCCGCGGCGGCGCGGAGGUGAAGAUAUUUGCCCCCAAUAUUGAGCAAAGGGAUGUAGUCAAUCACCUAAAAGGAAGUCCAGCAGAAGAGAAGAGAAACGUGUUAGUUGAAAGUGCCAGGUUGGCAAGGGGAAACAUUCAGGAUUUGGCUGAACUGAAAGCUAGUGAAUUUGAUGCUGUCAUUUUCCCUGGUGGUUUUGGUGUAGCAAAGAAUCUGUGUUCCUGGGCUGUAGAUGGCAAGAACUGUACUGUCAAUGAGCACGUGAGCUCCACACUCCAGGCCUUCCACAGAGCUAAAAAGCCCAUUGGUUUGUGCUGCAUAUCACCAGUUCUGGCAGCCAAAGUCUUUCCUGGCUGUGAGGUUACGGUUGGUCAGGAUAAAAACGUAGAUGGAAGAUUUCCUGAUGCUGAAACGGCAUCUGCUAUAGCAGAGCUUGGAUGUAAGCACAUUUGCAAAAAUGUAAAUGAAUCCCAUGUGGAUAAAGCCAAUAAAAUAGUUACUACCUGUGCUUUCAUGUGCAAAGCUCCUCUGCAUGAAAUCUUUGACGGAAUUGGAACAAUGGUACAAGAAGUCCUGAAGCUUGCCUGACUAGGAGUGUACAGACUUCUCCAAGGAAAUCAGUGUAGCUAAGCAUAAGCAUUUAGCUUCCUUAGACUGAAUUAAUAAAAUAAUGCAACUGCUAAACUUCA
Molecule: messenger RNA, 887 nt
Organism: Zonotrichia leucophrys gambelii
Lineage: Eukaryota; Metazoa; Chordata; Aves; Passeriformes; Passerellidae
Product: glutamine amidotransferase-like class 1 domain-containing protein 3, mitochondrial
Exons: 4
Coding region: 109-786 (225 amino acids)
Source: RefSeq, a predicted model, not a curated record